Molecule: messenger RNA, 3969 nt
Organism: Anarrhichthys ocellatus (wolf-eel)
Lineage: Eukaryota; Metazoa; Chordata; Actinopteri; Perciformes; Anarhichadidae
Product: gap junction delta-2 protein-like
Exons: 3
Coding region: 1377-2369 (330 amino acids)
Biological process (GO): cell-cell signaling
Cellular component (GO): connexin complex
Molecular function (GO): gap junction channel activity
Source: RefSeq, a predicted model, not a curated record
GAUUCCGUGAGCGAGAAAAGGAACACAGAGAAAGAGAGGGAGCGCACAAAGCAGAGAUCGGGACAGAACACUGAGACUAGUGGUAGUUUGCGAGACUGAGAGCUGAAACACAAGCGUGAGCAAAGGAGUGGAAGGAGGAAGAGAGAGAGAGAGGAGGUUGAAGGCGAGCAGGAGGAGGGGGGAGAGAGGGAUCCAGGACGAUGGAGCCCAGCAGUUGGCUUCUCAGGAGAGCUUUUUCAUCCCCGCUCUCUGCAGCAGACAUGACUCUGGGCAUUGGACUGUGCUGAAAUUAGCCAGGGGGACAACACAGGACAGCAGGUCUGCAGCACACUGCCUCGGUUCAGCCUCACUGGAUGCAGCAAGGCAGCUGAUUUAUUACUGAGGUGCUGGGUGGCAGUGUGUUUGCGUGUGCGGCUCUGAGAGAGAGAGAGAGAGAGAGUGUGUGUGUGUGUGUGUGUGUGUUUAUGCAGGUUUUUUAUGGGUCCUUGUAGCGCUCUGAGCCGUCGGAGCGAUCAUUCCUCCAGCCGUGAAAUGACAUUCAGCAGGCAGCAGCUUUGUGUGCUGUAGUGGAUCUGCGGUCCUCAGUAGGAAGUGGGAGAGAGUGGGAUUUUCAGAGCUGUCAUCGAGUGUGCGCGCGCGCGUGUGUUUACAGUGCUGUUCGCUUGAGGUGAGCCAAGGAGGAUCAGCUACAUGCGGUGUGUGCGUGUGCGUGCGUUUGGGUUGUAGCAAGGGUGCAGCAAAGGCAAAGAUCCUACACAAUGCAAGGACGAGCGCAGAGCGGCUCUGAUGGCAGGGAGCGCAGGUAAAGCACAAGGAGUGCCCUGGGGGUAAGGCGGGGGACGAAGGCAGGGGACGAAGGCAGGGGGCAGGGGAGGAAGAGGCAGAGGGGGACGGAGCGAGGCAAGUGGAAAAGAGAGGGUGAUCAUGGCUGUCACACAGUGAGCUAUAGCAUAUGCCGUAGCGCAGAGCAGAGUGGUGCGGCAGGGGGAGGACAAGCAUCGCUGCACAGGGGAGGGGGGAGAAGGGGAGAGACUGAGGGAGAGAGGAGGGGGGAGGCAAUCAGCUCAGCACCUCUCCUCCGCCUUAGGGGAAGCACAGCGGGACGGGCCCAGGAGAAGACGCUCACUCUCUGUGUGUUAUACACAGUCAAAGACGCGCUGACGAUCGGCCAGGUCAACGUGUAGAGGUCAAAAAGGGAGCUGCUGCUUGGGACCGGGUUGGGUAUACCCGCAACCGCUGGCCGGCAGUGUCCACGAGAGCACAGUCCGGUGUCCUGGGAGGAAGAGGAGGAGGAAGAAGAAGGAGUCCGCCGGAGAAAGAGGGGUCGGCUCCCCAAGUCCCGUUUAUUCUGAGAGCCCUGCAACCUUUCCGUCACCAUGGGGGAAUGGACCAUUUUGGAGAGGCUGCUGGAGGCGGCUGUCCAGCAGCACUCUACCAUGAUUGGAAGGUGGCCAGAAAAAGGAGACCAAAGGGAUGUCCGUGUUGCUCUGUUUCUGCUGGAUUUGAUCCUGCUGACAGUGGUGGUGAUUUUCCGUAUCCUAAUAGUAGGCAUAGUGGGGGAGAAGGUGUACGAGGACGAGCAAAUCAUGUUCAUCUGUAACACCAUGCAGCCCGGCUGCAACCAGGCUUGUUAUGACAAGGCCUUCCCCAUCUCGCACAUCCGCUACUGGGUCUUUCAGAUCAUCCUGGUGUGCACGCCGAGCCUGUGCUUCAUCACAUAUUCUGUUCACCAGUCUGCUAAAGCGCGUGACAGAAGCUACUCCCUCCUGCAUCCUUACAUGGAUCACCACGGUCACGGUCACCACGGCCGCCAUCAUGACCAUCACGCUCGCAAGCUUCACUCUCGCAACAUCAACGGCAUCCUGUUGCACCCCGACAGCAGUAAGGAGGAUCAUGACUGCCUGGAGGUCAAGGAGAUCCCCAAUGGACCCCGGGGGCUCCCUCAAACACACAAGAGUGCUAAAGUGCGACGGCAGGAAGGCAUCUCCCGUUUCUAUGUCAUCCAGGUGGUGUUCCGCAACGCACUGGAGAUCGGCUUCCUGGCUGGCCAGUACUUCCUGUACGGUUUCAAUGUGCCAGGGAUGUUUGAGUGUGAUCGCUACCCAUGCGUGAAGGAGGUGGAGUGUUACGUGUCUCGUCCCACGGAAAAGACCGUGUUUCUGGUCUUUAUGUUUGCAGUGAGCGGCAUUUGUGUGCUGCUCAACCUGGCUGAGCUUAACCACCUUGGCUGGAGGAAGAUAAAGACGGCCAUGCGAGGGGUGCAGGCCCGAAGGAAGUCCAUCUGUGAAGUCCGCAAGAAGGAUGUUUCACACCUGUCCCAGACCCCAAACCUGGGCAGGACCCAAUCUAGUGAGUCAGCCUACGUCUGACAGAGGCUCCUCUGCCUGGGGGCUCGAGGACCUCUUAAAUUUUGGAGAAGAGCUUUUCCUAGGCCCAGGACCUCUGAUCAUUAGGGCACAAAAAUCAUCACUGCAUUAUUAUUCAGGAGCACAGACGGACUCUGUGCAGUCGUGACAAAGCAUCAAUUCACCAAGUAGAGUCUUUGACACUUCAUGAGGGCAGGACCACCCUCCUAACAAGGCUACUGUCUUGCUGUAACAAAGGUUACACAAAAAACUUACAUGAUGCCUAGGUGACACUAGGUGCCUUCAAAGAACCCAACAGACAAAAAUGAGCAAUUACUAAUAAUAUUAAAAUACUGUAAAGAUAGUCUGAGGUUGAGUCAUUUUCUUCAUUAUUUGCCUUUGCUGUAGGUCAGAAAUAAUCCCCUAAUUUUCCAAUUAUGUGUGCAUAUGCAAAAAGCUUAAGCGUGUGCAUGCAUACGCAUGUGAGUGGGGGAAAAAAAGCCAAUGAAUGUCUGACUUAAGUCAGAAAAUUCAAUGCUAAGCUAAUCUGAGCUUCUGAGAGAAAGAUGAUGUUAUUUGUCACUGUCCAUGAUCUUCGAGUAAAGUCACUCGAUGGACAAACAAGCACCUUUUUAAUCAUGUUAUAAGAAAUUCCCAAGGAGUGAAACACAAAAAACAACAGCACUAAAGCUUUCAGCAGGAACUGGAACACAGUAUUUGUUGUCGGUGUACCAGGCUUUUUUCUUAAAAUACGCCACUCUUGUUCAUAUUCUUAGGUGCCAAUCAUACGGCAGACUGACAUUGCCUGGGAGCUUUUGUUCUAAGUGAGACACAUGGUGCAUUGAAGAUGAGUUAGAUUAACUUUUCAACACUGUGUCACGCACCACAAUGCUCUCAAUGCCUGCAAGGCACACUGUUUACUCCCAGAACCAACUGAGAACAGUCAAGAAAAGUGUGCCAGUGUUUCCACUUUGGCUCAUUAAGUGUGAUCGCUGUCUGAGGGGCUGAAUGGAGUUAUAUAAAGAGUUUUUUCAUUUGAACAGGAGAAAGUAUUGUAGUCACAAAUAUUUUAACGUGUAACCUCAAGCUUUUUUUCACAAGCUGAUUUGGUGCCAUAUUUCAAAAUAUGUGUACAUAGAUAAAAUGUAAGAAUUACACUUAGCCUUUUUCCCGAUGCGAUGUAGUCGGCCUUCACUGGGAUGAGGAAAAUGGGUUUGGGUGGUAAUGAAGAUUAAUCAUAGAUUGCCAGCUUUAACAAUAUAUAUUAUUAAUGUGCCCUUUGUUAAGCCUUUGUCCUCUAAUGGAGACUAUAUGUUCCGAAAAGCCCCCCCCCUCCCCCCGCUCCCCCCAUGGACUUUGAAAAAGGCAUGUUAUCGAAGCAUUAAUAGAAUGGAUAGAUUAUGACAUGUAACUUAAAAAAGAGACUGUUUUAUUUAUUUGCAUCCUGCUCCUGUGAAAUGUAAUACUCAGCAUGCAUGAAGAUGAAAACUAUAAAGAGAUAUGAACAUAGAAUCCCAUUGGCGGGAAUAUUGAAAGUGAAUACCUGAAAGGCUCCAGAACUGCAGCAAUAAUAAUAUAAAGUAUGUGAAAAAAAUAUGUGAAUAAAUUAUUAUGCAAACAGAGA